AGUGGCUGGGAUUUUCAUCCUCGGUAGGAUCAAGUGUGGCUGGGUGGUACCUGAGCCGAAAAUGGCGGUGUAGUUGAAAUUAAACCCAUAGCUGGCUGGGCACGAGCCUAGACAUCCCACACUCAUUUCCUUUUCCUGAUAGACGACCCCUGACAAUUUAUUCGAAACACUCAUUCACAUUCUGAAUACCUUGCUCUGUCUAUUCAUCAUGUCCGAACCCUCUUCAUCCUCAAGACCUUCUCUCCCAACGUCCUCCAUAGACUUUGCUUUACCACCGUCUUCAAGCUCAUCUACCCCAUCUUUGUCCACGGACGAUACCCAAACCAGCCCGUUACUACUACGAUUUCGUCGUCCCAGCAUAGCAACUUCCAAGUCUGGGUUUUACUCAGAAAAACGUCCUCAAAGCCCUCUGGUUGCCUCAUUCACCGCCCCACUCAAGAGACACCCGAGUCUCAAUGGCGAAGAGUCGGAGAGCGACAAAGAACGGAUGUGGAUGGACAGUUCGCCUUCCAGCAGCUCAGAGAACCCGACACCGCCAUCCGGCUCUCUCGAUGCACAUGAUGCUGAAAAUGAGGCUACCUCUGACGGAAAGGCUCCGUUGAGUCCGUCGACCCCCCCGCGAACGUUUUCUAUGCCUAGUAACACGGACGUCCUAGAUGCUCCAUCAAGGUCAACCUCAUCGCGUCGCCUCUCCUUUCCCAAUACUUAAUUUGCUCGCCGAAUCUCGCCCAGAAGAGAAUGAGGUGCAGUCGGAAGCUGCUUUCCAACGUCUGAUAUCCUCUUGUUCCGAUCUUCCAACUCAGCCUCGCACACCACGGGCACCCUCUGAUCGCGGCAGAUACCCUGAAGAAGCUGGGGAUGAAGACGCUCAAAGGGAGGACACCCCUAGCGACGAUGAGGAUGGGGAUGUUGGGGGACUAUUCGCAUUCGAAGCACAGAGCGAGGCGACCAGUAUCUUCAAACCUUGUACACCUGCUCAUAGCAUAAGCGGCGAGGAUCUAAAUAUGUCAUUAACUGGCAGCCCAGUUGUUGGAGCUAUGGAUGUAGAUAUGCCUUUACCAUCUCCGUCGAUGAUUUCAACACCAGCAUCGAUACAAUGGCGCUACACCCCUCCCCCUACUACCAGUGCUGUUCGCUCUACUAAACGAAAAUUCGACGAUCGCUUUGAUCCCUAUCCCACUGCUUCCCAAACGUCGCGCCAAUCUCAUCCAUCAUUUGUACCUCGCACUCCUAACAACAUUUCUCGGCUCCCAAUCCCAAUCGCCAUCCCCGUUUCAAGCGUCAGCUCAGCCGCAUCUUCCCCAACGGUGACUUACUCGUGCCCCGCCAUGCCGGGCUCAAGGCCUGUCAGUCUGGGCACGAUGAGUGUGACGUCAAGUCCGAUCAUGCGACCUACGUUGGGACUAGCUAGCCCUGUGUUGCGCCCGAUUCUGAGAUCCCGACGUGGGCUAGACGGGGAAGAAAGGGAGAUUGAAGGUGCUGGCGAGGCUGUGAACGGGCUGAGUCUUGGGUAGCUUCUGGGAUUAUGAAUUUUCUGGCGAUUGCGCUUGGUGGCACGGCUGAUGAGGCUCACUAGUAUGAAUAGAGAUGUGUUAGCUGGCUCGAGGAAAGCAUAGCCUUGUUCUGAAUUGUGUCUGUUAUGCAUAAAUGCAUUUCGGUCGGUGGUCUUCCCCGAUCCACUGAUAAGAUAAAUGUAAACCACAAAAAGAGCAUCAUUAAUAAUUAUUCUUCCGGU
Molecule: messenger RNA, 1735 nt
Organism: Serpula lacrymans var. lacrymans S7.9
Lineage: Eukaryota; Fungi; Basidiomycota; Agaricomycetes; Boletales; Serpulaceae
Exons: 5
Coding region: 657-1514 (285 amino acids)
Source: RefSeq, a predicted model, not a curated record